GUUCAGUGUGUCAACAACAUCCGAAUCAGUCGCGUUAAUCAUAUAGGAGAUGACAGCGAUAAAUCGUGACAAAAGCAUAUAGGCAUAUUUCUGACAUCUUGGAUAUGAUUCCUGACACCCAACCAGGCACUCUGAGCCUGACGCUGAAGAUUGGGGCUCAGGAAAAGUACCUUAAAUACCGGACAAACAUCGUUGAAGGCAUAUUAAAGGAAACUGAGUUUAAGAAUUUGAAAUUGGCAGCAUUAAAUACACUCGGGGCAUUCAAAUUUCACCAAGGAGAGUUUCUGGAGGCUUCAGGCUAUUUUCAACGAGUUUUAGACGAAGAUCCUGGGAAUAUUAACGCGCGGGCAAAUUUGCAUCACGUACACCUCUCUUUAAAAAGUCCAAGCGGUCGGCAAUUCGAUGACCAUCUGAAAAAGGCCAAUGAUGCGGGCGGCACGGAGGAAGAUAUGGCAAGACGUCUGGCUCGGUGCUUGGCUGAACAGGCUUUUGCAGUACGUGGAACGUGUGCCGCCACCUUUGCCGACACCGACGGGUUUUUCAGAUCAAAUGAACUCUAUUCCAGAGCACUGUCCUUAGUUGAGGAUCUGCCUUUUGAAAGGGAGUUUGGUGGCUGGAAGAUUCUCAUGAUAACAAAUCUCAGAAAUAUUUGUCGAAAUUGGGAUCGUCUUGAGCAAACGUCUCAAACAAUUAAAGAAUAUUACCAAGAGGCCGUGGAUCUCACUUGUAGUCUCUACGAAACCGUUCGUGGGAAAAAGGAAUAUGCGUUAUUGGAAGGUCAUGCGUUGGUUCAUCUCGGAUAUUUUUUGUCAAAGAAGUUCAGAAACAUUGAUAACAGUCAGUGGAAUUUGAAAUCAAAGCUACAAGCAAAAGACACCAAUCUUUCUUGGGAGUAUGAAGAUCAUCUGGAAUGCUUCAAACGAGCAAUGACCUUGGCACCAAGUAGCACCAAGGUCAUAAACAUGUAUGCAAGAUCAAUGAGUUUGUAUCUGAAUGGAGACAUGCAUACCUCAUUGGAACUUCUUGAGCAGUCAAUCGGCAUUGAUCCAUCUCCGGUCAACUGGUUUGCAAGGUUCGAGCGAGCAGACAUUCGCAGAAGGCAGUACCUAGCAGACAAGCGGGCAUGGGAAGACAGCGGCUCUGUGCCUGACCGGGGCCUGCUUCUCAAAGCUGUGGAGGACUACCUGUUCAUCAUCAAAUGCACCCCGUGUCCAUAUUAUACAUGUGAACUGGCUAUGGUGUAUUGUGAAAUUGCAAUGAACUACAAACAGACUGAAGAAACUCAGGCCAAUGAAUACACCAUGAAAUCCCUGGAGUGUUUUCAGCAGGCUCUGUUUACCCUAGACGGGCGUCAACUUCCACAUAUCCACUAUUUCCACGGACUCUGCUUGAAAAAUUUCGGAGAGUUAAGGUACGCCAUCGAAGCCUUCAAGCGCUCUGUGGAGUCUCACAGCAAAGGUAGCAAGAAGACAGGUUGUCUGGAACACCUUCUUGACAGUCUGUGCAAGGAGUACAUCCACAACGGCGACCGGGAUCAGUCUCACUCCAUCCUCUCUGAAAUGACCUUCUGGGUAAUAUUUGCUUUCGACAAAUACGACGCAGAGAGACUUAAGCUGGCUUUAGAGGCCUGCGCUAUAAAGGAACCGCUUGCAUUUACUGAUAUGACUAUCAAUAUCGCAAUAGCAGAGAAGGCAUUUUCUGUUGGAGAAAUAUGUUCAGAUAUAUGUCUGAGACUCGGAAAGGCCACGAGCGCUAGUUAUUAUGCGCAGCGGAUGAGGGAAACCUGUUCUGUCAUGAAGGAUUCGCAACAGUUCGUUCUGUCGACCAGGGCGCCCACGGCCAGAAAUAAAUGCGGGUUCAAGUAUGACUUUGUUAUCAUCUACAGCGAUGGCGACAGGCCUUGGGUCCUGUAUUCACUUCUGCUCAAACUUGAGCAAGAGUUUAGUUUCAAGGGAUUUGUGGAUGACCGUGAUGCUAUUCCUGGCAAAUCCCAUUUGCAUAAUUUUGAGUAUGCGCUUGAGAACAGUUACAAGGCCCUGCUGAUCUUGAGUCCCGACUUCCUUGACAACGCCUGGUGUAAUCAUGAAAUGCAGACGGCCAUCACCAGGAUGUUGAACCAGAAACAGAGCAACACGGUUCUCCCAAUAAAGAUCAAGGAAUGCGAGACUCCAGACACAUUGAAUUGUAUCAAGCCGUUUCAAGCCUUUGACAGUGUACAGUGGGAAAGACUGCUUGAGGCGAUACAGUGACUUCCAAUGUAGGCGACAGUUUGAUACAACACCCAGACACUGUUUUCGUGAUCCACACACCCCUAUGUAUUAUGUGUUCUCAGAUUUUCAUUGAAACAAGGGGUUGAUGCGGAUGACUUUGAUGGUUGUAGUUUCUCCGGUACAGAACACUUCUACAUUCGCAUUCUUGUAGAAGAAGGCUUGACCCAGAAUGAUACUAAUGGCCACGAAUAACAGAAAUGAAGGAACAGAAAUACUCACUCUUUUGAUGUACAGCGAUUGGAUUACAAGACUUAAUGGGCAAUGUUUGAAAUGUCCGUGUGCGGGAAGAGCUUUUCGGGUUAUGGUGACUGGUAUUUUCAGAAUUUAUCAAGGGAACUUACAAACAAAUUUGGAAGUUGAGAAUUUCUGGAAUGUUGACGUUAAAAGCACAGUUAUAUUUAAACAGAAAUGCCUUUGCUGCAACAGAUAUUGUUUUGAUGAACUUACUGGGUGUGUAGAUCUAUAGCCCAGAAUGACCAGAUGACCGGUAGGGUUGUAAAAGGGGAUAAAAGCAUUAUCCCAGGAUGUUGUUCCGUGUAUACUCAUGAAAAUCUAGUUGCUACAAAAUAUUUUAACGGAUUCGGGGUUUACUUGAUAGGUAGCUCACACACUCAUAAGCGAAAGGUCAUCUUGGGAUCAUGGGUUGGCCAGUCGUCUGAGGCACCGCAAUUCCCUGUGCAGAGCUGAGGUCCCCCGCGUGAGUCGCUAUACGGCUGAAAUAUAGCCGAUGCGACGUUAAAUUUUCACUCUCACCCGCCGCGUGGAGGACACACAUGAUUGUGGGUUCGAGUAUUAAUGCCCGAUCUGCCGAGAUUAUGUUCCUUCGAGUUUUCCUCCCACAUCAAGCUGACACGCAGUGAUAUAAGUGAAAGACAUGAUCUAAGUUGCCUUUAACCAAACUCUUCAACGUUCACGUGUUUAUACAUAACAUAACGACCACAUACUGCAGUGUAAUUAUCGUUUAUUUAACAAUUCCUAAACAUACCUAAAUAUUUCGAAUAAACACAUAUUAACAAUAUACCAAGAUCUUACUUUUACACAGAUUAACAAUAUUCCCAAAUCUUACUUUCACACAAAUUAACAAUGUACCCAGAUCUUACUUUUACACAAAUUAACAAUAUUUCCAAAUCUUACUUUUACACACAUUAACAAUACACCCAAAUCUUAAUUUUACACAUAUUAAUAAUAUACCCAGAUAUUACUUUUACACAAAUUAACAAUAUACCAAAAUCUUACUGAAUAAAUAUUUGCACAUUAUUUAGUUGGUACAGAAAAUCAAGAAAUUAUCGCUACGUUCCACAAAAUCAAAAGUGUACAAUUCGCCAUGAUGAGAAUUCAUGAUAUAAAAAGUGUGUGAAAUGGGAAAGAUCUGACAGUAUUUGUGAAGAAAACUCAUGACAAAUGCAAAAAACAUCCGUGGUGAACACCUUUUUUUUACAAUCAUAUUUAUAUCACCUGGCAUGCAACACAAUUUAAUAAAAUGUGACUGGAUAUUAUUUCUCCAAAAUGAUAAGCUAUAUAUUUUUAAAAGCAAAUAUUACAUAAAACAAUUAUUUUGGAAAGUACCGUGUGUAGAGGUCAGGUGUUCAGGUGUGUUGAUCAUCUCCAAAAAUCAAAACAUAAUCAACAGUAGAUUUAGGCUGGGGUGGAGGAGGUUGGUUUCAUUGCUUUUCAUGAUUAUACACAAAUAGUUUCAUCUAUUAAUUCAUGAUUACACAUCACACAAAUAAUUCAAUAC
Molecule: messenger RNA, 4008 nt
Organism: Haliotis rufescens (red abalone)
Lineage: Eukaryota; Metazoa; Mollusca; Gastropoda; Lepetellida; Haliotidae
Product: tetratricopeptide repeat protein 22-like
Exons: 2
Coding region: 105-2249 (714 amino acids)
Biological process (GO): signal transduction
Molecular function (GO): protein binding
Source: RefSeq, a predicted model, not a curated record